This is a messenger RNA of Cucurbita maxima (winter squash), 1156 nucleotides long. RefSeq names its product GATA transcription factor 1. Gene Ontology annotation, molecular function: zinc ion binding; sequence-specific DNA binding. Gene Ontology annotation, biological process: regulation of DNA-templated transcription. Lineage: Eukaryota; Viridiplantae; Streptophyta; Magnoliopsida; Cucurbitales; Cucurbitaceae. The record is from RefSeq and is a predicted model, not a curated record. The transcript has 2 exons. The coding region runs from base 165 to 956 and encodes 263 amino acids.
AGAGAAAGAGAAAGAGAGAGAGAGAGACUUUCAUCCCUUGGUUCGUUUCCCCCACUACCACCCAAAAGCCCUCACGAAGGCUGCGUGUUGACGAUAAGCUCUUUCUCUCUCCACAAAUAAAGGAUUUUCUCUCUCUUCAAACUUCAAACGAAACUGAAACAGAAAUGGAGUCUUCUUUGGCUUUCAUGGAUGACCUUCUGGAUUUCUCUUCGGAUAUCGGUGAGGAAGAUGAAGAAGACGACGUCGUUCCACCCAGAUCUUCAACGGCGGCCGACUCCUCGGAGUUCAACGCCGGCUCCCUCCCGGACGAUACUUCUUCCGGCCGUAUUUUGCUUGAGGAUUGUGGGGAGGAGGAACUUGAGUGGCUAUCAAACGAAGAUGCAUUUCCGGCCGUCUCGACGUUUGUCGACAUUCUCUCCGACCACCACCACCACCCGCCGCCGCCAUUGACGAUGGUCUCGAAACAGAACAGUCCAGUUUCGGUUCUCGAAAGUAGUUCAGUCAGCAGCCAUAGCGAAACCAACAGUACUAAGUCAAGCAGUCACGGAAGCGUUUUGAUGAGCUGCUGUGUCGGCCUGAAAGUUCCCAGCAAGGCUCGGAGCAAGCGCCGUCGUGGCCGGCACAUCUCCGGCCACCAUCUCUGGUUCAAGCAGCAGCCCAGUUCGAGGAAUGUUAAACAAGUAGUACCCACCACGACGACGACGGCGAUAGGGAGGAAAUGCCUACAUUGUGGAGCGGAGAAAACGCCGCAAUGGCGGGCGGGGCCAUUAGGGCCGAAAACGCUGUGUAAUGCUUGUGGGGUUAGGUUCAAGUCAGGGCGGCUGGUGCCGGAGUACCGGCCGGCAAGUAGCCCGACGUUCUCGCCGGUGCUGCACUCGAAUUCUCACCGGAAAGUGAUGGAAAUGAGGAGGCAGAAGCAGUUAAGUAUGGUGGUGAAUCCAAUGGAUAAAGGGUAAGCUUCAAUUUUGGGCGUUUUGAUUAUUCCCUUUUCAUCCGCCAUUAAUUUAGCUUAGAUUUUUAGGCAUUUGUUUGUUAUUGUGGGACAGAGAUUUAAAAUUAGUGCAAAAUUUCUCUGUUUAAUGCCCAAAAUUCAUUAGGGAAUUUUGACAAAAUGUGUUUGAUUGUCUUGUAGACCAUUUUUUCCCCUGUUCUUCAA